AUGCAAGGCCUCGCGCCAUCUUCCAAGCUGUCUCUGACCGUCGUGGUCGUGGUGCUUCUCCUCGGCAUGGCGGGCGCCGCCCACGGCCUGACGAGGGUCGUCUCCAGCAGCCCCGACGAGCCGUGCAUGAACAUGACGCUCUACUACCACGACAUCCUCUACAACGGCAACAACACGGCCAACGCGACGACGGCGGCGGCCACCAAGCCGACGGCGCUGGCCACGACCUACUGGAAGAACAGCACCUACUUCGGCGCGCUGAUGGUGUUCAACGACCCCAUGACGGUGGGGAAGGCGCUGCCCCUGGCCGGGGAGGAGCCGGCGGCGCGCGCGCAGGGGUUCUACUUCUACGACAAGCAGGAGUCGCUGACCUCCUGGUUCGGCUUCUCCAUCGUGUUCAACUCGACGGCGCACAAGGGCACGCUCAACCUCGUCGGCGCCGACCUCAUGGGCGACGCCACGCGGGACUUCUCCGUCGUCGGCGGCACCGGCGACUUCUUCAUGGCGCGCGGCGUCACAACCAUCCGCACUGACGCCAUCGAGGGCCUCUACUACUUCCGCCUGCAGAUGGACAUCAAGCUCUACGAGUGCUACCUCUGA
Molecule: messenger RNA, 600 nt
Organism: Triticum turgidum subsp. durum (durum wheat)
Lineage: Eukaryota; Viridiplantae; Streptophyta; Magnoliopsida; Poales; Poaceae
Source: the annotation of a GenBank genome assembly